GGACUAUUUGGAUAUUUUUAGCUCCUCAGGAAGUGCUGUUGUCGGUGAACAUUAUGUCUUGUUUUAUAUGUCUCUGUUAUGUGUGAAUCUGUAUGAAUUCUGAGCCGAUGUCUCACCAAAAUGUCAUUAUUGUUGCAUAAUAACAAUAAAGAUGAUUGAUUCUUGAAAAGUUUAUUUGCAAAACUUAAUUUCAAAGCAAAGCUGAAAUGAUCUGGAUGACGAUAUAAAAUAUUGUUUAAAUAUUACUCAACUGAAUUUUGACCUAAUGAGAUUAUUACAUUUUGUUUUGCAGGGUUGAUAGAACUGUUUGCAGAGUAUUUCUAUAUUUCGGGUUUAAUUUGUUGGGAAAUAUAAGAACGAGGCAGUGGCACACUUGACCCAUGCUAUGUGGACGCCCUGGGUUCGAGUCUUGGUCCAUGGACCUUUGCCGCAUUUCUUCUCCCCCUUUCUCCAUUGCUGCAAAAGAAAAAAAAGGGUCACCGGAGUGAUGAGAGCUUCCUGUAACAGGACAGAGUCGGAUGGCUGUCACACGGCGCUCCUCAGACAUCAGCCCGUCUCAGGUGGAGCUGCUGCGCAGACUCAAGCACCCAGAGAGGUAUCAUCACCGGAGGACCAUGGAAGCAGCCUGAAGGAAAAGAGCAUAUCUGUCUUAUGCCUAACCGGUUCUGGUGUGGCGGAUUUAUGAUCGAGGGUCUCUAUGUGAAGCACACGGCGUCAUGGCAGACUUUUGGCUGAUUUCUGUCCCGCUGGACAAGACCAGUUUAACCAGCGUGGAGAAACUGAAGCGGAAGAUCACCAAAACCCACCUGGCCUCAUGCUGGAAGUUCUCCAUCCCAGACCUGAAGGUGGGGAUCCUGGACAGUCUGGUUAGGGUGUCGGACGAGCUGGCAGCACUCGACACGCUGACUGAAAGUGUGAUCAAAAAAGCCUGCCAGUGCUUGAAGGAGGUGAUGGGGCCGCCUGGAGACAAAGCUCAGGAAUACUCCUUAGCCAACGGAGACCACAGGAAGUAUCAGAGCAGUGCAGCUACAUCUCCACUAAAGACUUACAUCACAUCUCAAAGAGUGGACCUGAUGAAUUACGUCACCAAGUUUCAGUGGGACAAAGCCAAGUAUCCCACAGCGCUGCCGCUCUCCACCCUGACAGAAAUCAUCAGCAAGGAAAUAUCACAGAUGGAGACCGAGUUAAGAUCCAGAGCUACAGCCUACAACAGCCUGAAAGCCACAUUGCACAGCCUUGAACACAAUCUGAAUGGAAAUCUGCAAACUUGCUGUCUGAAUGAUAUUGUGAGGAAAGAAGACCUGAUAGUCUCUGAGUAUCUAACAACUCUGUUGGUGGUGGUGAGCAGAGAAAAAUACCUGCAGUGGGAGAGAAGCUACGAAGUCCUGUCAGAGUUUGUGGUUCCACGAUCGAGCAGGAAGAUUUUCGAGGACAGAGACGGGGGAAUCUUCUCGGUGACGCUCUUCAAGCGCGCUGUGUGUGAAUUCAAAGCCAAAGCUCAGGAGAGCAAGUUCAUUGUGAGGGAGUACAGCUUUGAUGUGGAGGAGAGGAAGCAGCAGGAGAUCACGAAGCUCAGUGCUCAUAGAAAGGAGCAGCAUGGGAUCUUUGUGCGUUGGUUGAAGGUAAAUUUCACUCAGGUGUUCAUUGCCUGGCUUCACGUGAAAGCACUAAGAGUUUUUGUGGAAUCAGUUCUCAGGUAUGGACUGCCUGUGAACUAUCAGGCUUUUCUCCUGGAGACGGACAGGAAGCACUCAAAGAAGCUGAAGGAGGAACUUUCCUCACUGUUUGUGCAUUUGGACCCUACUGCCAGCGCAAAAGAGGUGAGCUGUGACAUCCCAGGGCUCUGCCAGCAGGAGUACUCCUCCUACAUCUGCUUCCACAUCAGCACCGGCAUGCUGGAGAUCAGCGAGCCGUCAGCAACGUGACCGAUUGACAGGGAGCACCUCGUCGACCUCAGGCAGUCAGGGCCUGAAAUACAUCAACGUUAUUAUAAAAAGUUACCUGUCACAGAACGUCUUGCAUACAUAACUAUGACCUGUGUAUAUAAAUCUCAUCGUUUUUGGGGGAAAGAAGUGUAAAUAUUCUCUUUAAGGGAGGGAUUCUUGUCGCAAGAAUGCUUAACUCUGUAAAUAUUUGAAAGUUUUAUAGGCUUCUAAGGCUCCCAAUUGGCACCUCUGGUAAUUAAAAGCCUCAGAAUAAGAUUCAGUUUUUUAGUGCUGGAGCAUAAACUCACCUGAAAACUACUGAAAAUCCUAACUUUAAGUAAAAUUCUUGUUUACUGGGGGAAAAUAAACCCUGUUAAAAUUAUUAUUAUUGUUAGUUUACUAAACCACUGCUUCCCUUAUUCUCACCCCUGUUUUUAACGUGUUAUACGUCCCUGUUUUACCGAUAGCACGGCACUUAGGAAAGGCCCACAGCAUCCCAGCCCUCCACUGUACUUAACAGACAUGAGAUCUCUUUCCCCACAUUCAGCCUUUGUUUUAGGCCACACCCACCUGGAGUGUUUAAUGCCAAAACGCUCAACCUUACUGUCUUCUAACCAAAACCACACGGUUCCACUUACAGCCCCAGAAGGGUGCAACAAACUCUAUGCCUUUACGUUUUGUGACAGUAGUAUGUGAAAGGUUUGUUCCUGGAAUCACUACCAAAUAACUGGUUGACAUAAAGCCAAAUGAUUGUUGGUGACACCAAGAUGCAACUCUUUAAAAGUGAGCUUGAAUGCCAAUUAUCUUUCCCCCUUUUCACUGUUCUUGGUGGACAGAUAAACCUGGGUCCUUGUUCAGCCUCGUAUGUUUCAGCUCCAGUUGAUUUACACGUUUUAACUAUUGCUCCAUCUGUAGAUGUGAGGAAUUUCAGGAGACAGGCCAUUUGCUGAAAAUGUUAAUAAACACACAAUCACCUUAGUGGAAUUACAUGCUCUUUUGUCUUUCCCAUUAGGAAAGUGGCCCCUAUGAAAUUGCCCUCCAUUUCAUGUCAUGUUUAAACCUUGACUGAAAAUCAUGGAUAACUAAUGAUAGUUUGAUCAGCAUAAAAAGUAAAGAAUACAACUAAACAGCAGAA
Molecule: messenger RNA, 3060 nt
Organism: Fundulus heteroclitus (mummichog)
Lineage: Eukaryota; Metazoa; Chordata; Actinopteri; Cyprinodontiformes; Fundulidae
Gene: atp6v1c2
Product: ATPase H+ transporting V1 subunit C2
Exons: 15
Coding region: 717-1925 (402 amino acids)
Biological process (GO): proton transmembrane transport
Cellular component (GO): vacuolar proton-transporting V-type ATPase, V1 domain; lysosomal membrane
Molecular function (GO): proton-transporting ATPase activity, rotational mechanism
Source: RefSeq, a predicted model, not a curated record